AUGUCGAUGUUCGGCCAGAUUGAUCCGCAGUUUGGCGCUGGUCGCUGGGGCCUCGGUGCGGCACUGAGUGGUUUUGACCGCCGCAUGCCGGCGCCGCCGCAGGCGUACGAGGAAUAUUUCAAGGCAUACAGCAUGAACCACUUCUCGGCACGCCAACGGAACGACGUGAGCUACGGUGGAAAGAUCAUUAUGCCGCCGUCGGCGCUUGCGACAAUCACCGACCUCGAGCUCGAGUCGCCCUGGACGUUUACGCUGCGCAGCACGGGCCGCGGCGAGCACAAGCACACGCACGGCGGUGUCGUCGAGUUCAUUGCCGAGGAGGGCAUCGUGUACCUGCCCGUGUGGAUGAUGCGCAUGCUUACGCUGCAGGACGGCGACCCGAUUCACAUCCAAGGCACGCGGCUGCCCAAGGGCAAGUUUGUCAAGCUCCAGCCCCAGACGGUCGACUUUUUGGAGAUUAGCGACCCCAAAGCGGUGCUCGAGCAGGCGCUGCGCAACUACCCGACGCUGACGCCGGGCGACAUUAUCGAGAUCAGCUACAACUGCCUCACGUUUGAGAUUCUCAUUAUGGAAAUCGAGCCGAGCGCCGAGGGCAUUUCCAUCAUCGAGACGGAUCUUGAGGUGGACUUUGCGCCGCCCAAGGGCUACGUGGAGCCCGCACCGAAGCCCGCGGCGCCGCAGCCGACCAUGGCCUCGAAACUGCACAUUGACCAGAACAAGUACGACAGCGUGCUGCCUGGCGGCGACAGCGCGACGCCCUUCCGCGGCUUUGGGCAGACGCUCAGCGGGAAAAAGACCAAGGGCAAGAAGGAGAAGCCGAUCGUUCCUCGCGAGCCGUCGAGCCUCGUGCGCAGUACAGACCGCCCUACGAUUGUCAGCAACGACACGCUCCUCGAGGAGAAGCGCGUGCCUGCCGCGCUGCACCUGCCGUUCGGCCAGCUGUUUUUUGGCUACAAUGUCGAGCGCCUCGACGUCCCGGUCGACACCGCUCCCGAGCAGCCUGACGACGACCCCGCGCCUCCCCCCGACCGCCCAGCAUUCGCCGGCGGCGGCCAGACGCUCCUCGGCACCUCGCGGCCCACGCCCGAGGUGAUCGAAAUAGACGACGACUAG
Messenger RNA from Malassezia japonica, 1113 nucleotides. It is a transcript of the gene UFD1, whose product is annotated as ubiquitin fusion degradation protein. Bases 1 to 1113 code for a protein of 370 amino acids. The transcript has 5 exons. Gene Ontology annotation, molecular function: polyubiquitin modification-dependent protein binding. Gene Ontology annotation, cellular component: VCP-NPL4-UFD1 AAA ATPase complex. Lineage: Eukaryota; Fungi; Basidiomycota; Malasseziomycetes; Malasseziales; Malasseziaceae. The record is from RefSeq and is a predicted model, not a curated record.